Messenger RNA from Acanthoscelides obtectus, 774 nucleotides. The record is from the annotation of a GenBank genome assembly. NCBI's taxonomy places the organism in Eukaryota, Metazoa, Arthropoda, Insecta, Coleoptera, Chrysomelidae.
ACUUGGUGAAACAACAUUUGUGUUUGACAGGUCUGGCAUAGAAGAAGUCUAUAAUGAAAGAGAACAUAUGCUCCAAGAAGCCAGCGAGUUAAUGAAAGAGACCUGCUCAACUACACCAGCAAAAAAGAAAAAAGUGGAAAACAAAGCGAAAGAUAUGAUUGAAAAGACACGCAAUGAAAGAGAGGCUAUGGCACUGCUGGCCUUUUCUGAUGUGGAUGACACUUUAAUCGACCAUGAUUACGGUGUUUGUGUUACAGUCGACGUUGACACAGAAAAUAAUAAUAAGUCUGUACAAGAUGUUGGAACUGCAAAACAGAUAUCUGUACAAGAUGUUGGAACUGCAAAACAGAUAUCUGUACAAGAUGUUGGAACUGCAAAACAGAUAUCUGUACAAGAUGUUGGAACUGCAAAACAGAUAUCUGUACAAGAUGUUGGAACUGCAAAACAGAUAUCAGCCCCCCGUACCAAAAGGAUGAACAAAAGUAAAACAUUGAGAAAAAAUGGCCUUGAUUACCUACGAGAAAAAGCGGAAAUAUCACGAGAAAUAAGAUCUGCAGAACUCAAGUUAGAAGAACAAAAAAUGGAUAAUGAAAAAGAAAAAAUUGCAAAUGACAAAGCAAGACUUGCCUUGGAGUCUAAAAGGCUUGAGGCAGAAAUUCAAGAAAAAAAACAUAGGAUAGAGUUAGAACAAAAGAAAUCUGAGCAAGAUGUCGCUGAAAGAAAAAACUUGAGUGACCUCAUCAAAACACAACAAAAGCUUAUUGAAGCAUUACU